Molecule: messenger RNA, 318 nt
Organism: Penicillium bovifimosum
Lineage: Eukaryota; Fungi; Ascomycota; Eurotiomycetes; Eurotiales; Aspergillaceae
Exons: 2
Coding region: 1-318 (105 amino acids)
Source: RefSeq, a predicted model, not a curated record
AUGGCUUGCGUUUGCCACAGUGUGCCGUGUACCUGCGGGGGCAGCUCCGGUGAGUCUGAAGAUGAGCUCCUAGGGACAGGGCCAGCUCAAACUGAUGGUUCCUCAGACGAGUACAUUACAUCCCAGGAGAAACUGAUGAUUCACAUCCCAGAGGAAGACAUCUCAGAGGAGGGUACCUCAGAGGAGGGCACCUCAGAAGAGAACAUCUCAGAAGAGGGCAUGGAGGUGAGGACAUGGAAGAUGAUUUGGAAGAAAUACCUUCGGACGAACAGAUUGCAGGAUACCGAAGAAGAGGAGCUGAACUUCAAAGGUGGAUAG